AUGGACGAAAAGCCGGCAAAACAACUAACUCGAGAAAUAAUGGUUCAGUUUGCUAAAUAUGGGCCCAAUGCUGAACGGAUUCAUAGAGGUAGGAUUGAGGAACCUGUUUCCAGGUUGAGGUCCAGAGGAAAGUCAAGAAGCCGCAGUCCUCGCCCGAGGGACAGGGACAGGGAUAGGGACAGGGCUCGCAGUAGGAGAAGCGACAGUAGAAGUAGAGAUAAAAGCGAGCGUGACUAUCCUCGUGACAGGCACAGGGAUAAGCGAUAUCGGAGCAGGAGUAGGUCUCGAAGCCGGAGCCUUAGUGGAAGUCCUGGUUAUCGUAGAGAACGUGGAAGAGGCAAAUAUGAUAAUGAUGAUGACGAGAGACGUAGACGAAGUCCGUCUUAUAGAAGUGCUUCUCCUAUUCGGCGAAGUCCCAGUCCUCGUAGGAGCCCAUCUCCAAACAAAACACCUCCUUCUAGGGAUGGAAGUCCUACCAUGGAUAAUUACAAAAAAGGACCAAGCGCAUCUAUAAGCCCCCCUCCACGCAGUCGACCUGAUUCUCCGAGUCCCCCUCCACGUGGUCGUCGUGUUUCUCGGAGCCCCUCUCCACAUUCUGAGGCUGAUGAAUGAAGCAGCGAACUUCUUCUUGUGGUAUCGUUUUCUUGCUGCUGGCAUUGCGUAACUUGAUCUAUCUUGUAAUUAUCUAUCUGUGGCGGUAGUGGACUUAUCCUUCUGUUUUAUGUUAGAUUCUGCGCCUGCUUAAAAUAGUAAUGUACCAAUCUAAACUCAUACCUUUCUGAGGUGGUUUAAUUUAUGUUUUCAGUAGUUUUAUCA
This is a messenger RNA of Salvia hispanica, 816 nucleotides long. NCBI's taxonomy places the organism in Eukaryota, Viridiplantae, Streptophyta, Magnoliopsida, Lamiales, Lamiaceae. The record is from RefSeq and is a predicted model, not a curated record.